Messenger RNA from Leopardus geoffroyi (Geoffroy's cat), 1392 nucleotides. RefSeq names its product glycoprotein IX platelet (gene GP9). Gene Ontology annotation, molecular function: protein binding. The coding region runs from base 787 to 1320 and encodes 177 amino acids. NCBI's taxonomy places the organism in Eukaryota, Metazoa, Chordata, Mammalia, Carnivora, Felidae. The transcript has 4 exons. The record is from RefSeq and is a predicted model, not a curated record.
GCUGCCCAGCCCUCACCCCGCGUAUGCAAGCAGGACAGACAUCAUCGCUCCCAUUUUACAGAUGAGGAAAUCUGAGAUUUGGAGGAAGAGCCAGCAAAGUCACUCAGCUCCAAGGCCUCUUCCUCCUGGAAACCUUCCCCACCACCGGGCACCUGGAGAGGGGCCUCUUUGGUCCUCCCACAGACCCUGAACUGAGGCCCAGUGAGGCGCUGGUGGCACAUAGCCUACCUUGUGGGACCCCCUUCCGUAAACUGGGGUCGACUUACCCUGGGCCCGAGCCCGCUGGAUCCCUGAGUGCCCGCUGCCCCCGCAGAUAGGGCCCCCCGGCGGCUGCAUUCGGGGGAUAAGCCAGGCUAUUUUCAUCACUUCCUUCCUCCCACUCAAGCAGCGCCCACCAUCUGCUGCCUCACAUCCAGCUGCCAACUCAGCCUCCACCAGGACAGUUCAAGCCACAGAAGAGGGUGCCGACUGCAGGCCUCACAAGGAACCUCUUCUGUUCUCCUUCCCUGUCUGCGCCUCAGCAUCCAGUUUUCGGCAUUGGCUUUCACCUAAGAGUUCACUCGGCCUCGGGGCGAGCUGUUUGGCAUGGUUGGGAGGAGGUGUGGUCUGUGAAAUCCACACUGGCUGCCUGACCCCAGGCUUAGAGCCACGCUCACCAUCCUGCCUUCUGAGUGUCCAGUGAGGCUCAGCGAGGCCUGGGUGGGACUCAUUACACUUGCUUCUGUCUUCACCACCCCAUUUCAACACAGGAGAAAGUUGAGGCCUGAGAACGGAGCCAGCCUGCCAAUGCCUACCUGGGGGGCCCUGUUGCUGCUCUGGGCUGCCGCAGAGGCCACCAAGGACUGCCCGGCGGAGUGCACCUGCCAGGCCCUGGAAACCAUGGGGCUGUCGGUGGACUGCAGGGGGCGGGGGCUCACGGCCCUGCCCACCCUGCCCACCCAGACCCGCCACCUCCUGCUGGCCAAUAACAGCCUUAGCUCCGUGCCUCCGGGUGCCUUCGACCACCUGCCCCAGCUACAGGUCCUCGACGUGACGCAGAACCCCUGGCACUGCGACUGCAGUCUCACCUACCUGCGUCUCUGGCUGGAGGACCGCACGCCCGAGGCCCUGCUGCACGUCCGCUGCACCAGCCCCAAGCUCGCCACGGCCCACCCCUUGGGCCAGCUCACGGGCUAUGAGCUGGGCAGCUGCGGCUGGCACCUGCAGGCAUCCUGGGCCUACCCGGGCUUCUGGUGGGACGUGGCGCUGGUGGUCGUGGCCACGCUGGGCCUGGCUCUCCUGGCUGGCCUGCUGUGCACCGCCACAGAGACCCUGGACUGAGCCCAGGCCCCCAGGGUCACUCCCCCCAGCCUGAGCCCCCAGUAACCCAAAAUAAACUGCUCGACCGUUGUA